Morchella importuna is the source of this 738-nucleotide messenger RNA. RefSeq lists its product as uncharacterized. The record is from RefSeq and is a predicted model, not a curated record. The transcript is spliced from 3 exons. Gene Ontology annotation, molecular function: alpha-tubulin binding; microtubule plus-end binding. Gene Ontology annotation, cellular component: microtubule plus-end; nucleus; cytoplasm. NCBI's taxonomy places the organism in Eukaryota, Fungi, Ascomycota, Pezizomycetes, Pezizales, Morchellaceae. Bases 1 to 738 code for a protein of 245 amino acids. Gene Ontology annotation, biological process: tubulin complex assembly; post-chaperonin tubulin folding pathway; cytoplasmic microtubule organization.
AUGAGCUUUGUAACAGCCGCAGAUGUUCCAGUGAGAGUCGUAUCUGAUAAUGCUGCUGCUGAACGCCGUAUCACACCUUCAUGGACCAUCGCAAUCCUGAAAGCAAAGCUGGAGACAGUUACGGGAAUCCCACCAUCUUCGCAGCAACUCACACUGCGUCUACCGCAUGCACCUCAGCCUAUUCCCAUCUCGAGCCACGAUGAGGAGACUACGCAAAUUGCCAGCUUUCCUCUUCAGCCUUACGUUGAAUUACACGUUGCCGAUACACGCCCGCUAUCUGCUCGUCCCAACUUCCAGGACCUUUCCGCAGUCGAGAAAUACGUAAUGCCGGUGGACGAGUACGACAAACUCCAGGAUUCCGUUCUGGCAUGGAAGCGAAGAAAUAAGCUUGGUCGAUUCGACCCCAACAAGGAUGAGAAGGAACAGCAGGAGCUGAAUCGUCAGUACGAAGAAGUUGAGGCAAAAAAGAUCGUCGUCGGUGCGCGAUGCCGGGUGGGUGGCGCGGAUUUGGACCGCCGGGGUACCGUUAGGUAUGUCGGAGAGGUUAAGGAGAUCCCUAAUGGCGGAGUUUGGGUGGGUGUGGAGGCCGAUGAACCAACGGGUAAAAACGAUGGCUCUGUCAAUGGAGAGUACUACUUCAAGUGCCCACCAAAACACGGCUCUUUCGUGAGACCAGACCGUGUUGAAAUUGGUGAUUUCCCGGCUGUUGAUGACCUUGGUGAUCUGGAGGAGAUCUGA